AUGCUGUCUUCUGUUGCUUUGAUUGCAUCGCUUGUCAAAAGUGCCGCCUUUAAUGAUAAUCACAACACGACCAUUUCCCUUUCGGCAAACAAGGAUGUCAAUGAGAAGCUCGAUAUCUCUCCUGAACUUGUAAAAGCAGUAACAGCUGAACUGAAGAAAGAUCUUGAUGACAAUGAUAAUGUCUCGACUACGGGUAGUCAAACCACCUUUGUCGACGAAGAUACAUCCAUUUUAUUACAAUCCAAAGUCAAGCAUGUUUUACACCGUCUUUUGAGUUCUUCAGCUACUACCAAGGACAACACACAAGAGCACACCCUACUUACGAAUGCUAAUCAUGCCGUUGAAUAUAUCGCUUGUGGGCUCUCUGAUCUUAUCUUUGUCUACCCUGGCUCAACGUCCAACAGCGGCUUUUUCGGUCAAGAUUUGAUUAGCUUUUCGGAAGCACGUAAUUUACAGAAUGAUCUUGUGAAGAUCGUUCAAAUGGAUACCCGUAUGGGUGCUCUUCAAGCAGUGCAAGGCGCUCUUGCUGACAAUGGCAACAAGUCUGUUUCAGUUUUAGCUACAUCACAAGCUCUAUUGUCAAUGAUUCCUAAACUUUACGAAUUGGCUGCUUCUCGUCAACCUGUUGUAUUUCAUAUUGCUGCUCAGAUGAUAGAUCAAGAUUUAGUGGCCUCCUCCUCCCAUGUGGAUGCCGUAUUGGCUGCUCGCCAAACCGGUGCUAUUCUCUUAUCUUCUGCCAAUGCUCAAGAAGCUCACGAUAUGGCGAUUGCAGCCCAUUGGAUCAGCCGUUCCGUCAACCUACCCGUCAUUCACUUCUUCAAUGGUGUCACCGCAGCUAAAGUAGUCGAAAAAGUCAAGUUUUCCAACUACCCACAAUUGAGCAAGCAUAUGAACAAGGUAGAUCGUCAUGACAACAACGAUAUUUAUACCGCUGUCAAGACUAUCCUUGGGCAGUUGGACUUUAAGCCUUUCGAUUAUGCAGGUGCUCCUGAUGCCGAAACUGUCCUUGUCACUGUCAAUGCUACAUCUGCUUCUGUCAAAGAAGCUGUCGUCCAUCCUUCUGGCAACAAGACGAGUGUAGGUCUGCUAAGUGUUCGUGUUUUCUGUCCUUGGUCUGAAGCCGAUUUCAUUGGUGCUUUGCCCAACACAACUCGUCGUUUGGUGGUUUUGGAAGAAGAUGCUGGUCUUUAUGCUUUUAAUGGCCCCCUUUACUUGGAAAUUGCUGCUUCUGUUCGUUUUGGUCCUUUAACACGUGAUCGUCGCCCUCGUUUAGUCAGUGCUCAAGCCAAGGAUUUCUCGCAAUUGAAGGCUUCUCAUCUGCCCCAUCUUGUACAACAAGCUGAACAUGAAAGUUUCAUUAACCUUGCUGCUGAACCUUUCGUCACUACUACUGAUGUAAACAAAGAAGUGACAGAAGAGACCACAUCCUGGAGCGGUAUCUUCUGGGAUAUUGAACAAGAUGGUAGCACUUCUACUGCUGCUGCUGCCCAUAAUGCUCAUCUUAUCCAAGCCCUUCAUCCUACGGAUGAUAUCAAAACUCUGACAGCUCGUGAUGCUUAUCACGUAGGUGGUCCUGUUUCAAAAACUCAGCUCAGUUAUGGUUCGCGUGCUGUUGAUGGCACGGCUCAACAAGCGCAAUAUAUUGAAGUUCAUGACAUUAAAGUCACACAAGAAUACAAUGUGUUGGCUCAGGCAGCCAAGAAGACGACUGUUGUUUUACAUGGCCCUUGGAAGCACGGUGAUGAGCUUGAGUCAGUAUUGACGAAUGAAUUCAAGUUCGGUUUGACUGAAUUGAAUGCGAAGCUGUAUACUAUUGAUGCUGCUCGUGUGGCUCAGGAACUCGGUUUGAACUUGAAGUCAACUCAUUUCAUCUGGGAAGCAGUCUUUUUGCUGCUUACACAUCCUGAAGUGAAUUCUGUUGCUGAUCAUCUUUUGCAAAUCUAUGAAGAAUUGGAGAGCGAGAAAGUUGUUUUAAAGAAGUUGAUCGCUGAUACUCUUACUACGGUCAAAAAGGAGCUCACAGCUGUAGAAUUGCUACCUCCUUGGACUAUUUUGGAAAUAAAUGAUCAAAUCUUGCCUUCCACGCCAGUGGACCGUGUCGUGGGUGCUGAGCCUGAGGAUGAGGUCUCGUCUGAUGUUACUACUUUGGUUGAGGAAGAAGCGGCUGCAGGUGCUGAAUUGAGUAAAUGGCACAAGGCUGCUUGGCAAUUAAUGUUUAACGAAGCCUACAAGACAGAAACAGCUGUUCGUCCUGACCUGCAUGAAAAGACUUAUGUUAUCACUGUCAGUGAAAACCGUCGAUUGACUCCUGAAAGCUACGACCGUUAUGUGUUCCAUAUGGAAUUUGAUACCAGUAACGCCAACUUGAAGUAUGAAUUGGGUGACGCGCUUGGUGUUCAUGGUCACAAUAACUACGAAGACGUGAAGGAAUUUUUGGAUUGGUACGAUUUGAACGGUCAUGAUAUCAUUUCUGUCCAGACUAGCGAAAACGGUAAAGAAGAAGUGCGUACUGUCUUCCAAUUGUUCAGCCAAACAUUGGAUAUCUUUGGUCGACCUUCCAAGAAAUUCUAUGAAGCUCUUGCUACUUUCGCUACCAACCCCAAGGAGCGUGAGCAACUGCUUUACUUGGUUUCUGCUGAAGGUAAAGAAGAGUUCAAGAAGCGCGUCGAUGAUACCAUUACCUAUGAAGACUUGCUACGUGAAUUUACUUCUGCCAAGCCUCCUGUCGAAGCACUUGCUCAAAUCAUUGCUCCGAUUAAGCCUCGUCAUUAUUCCAUCGCCUCAUCUCAAAAGAUGCACAAGAACUCUGUCCAUCUGUUAGUGGUCGCUGUGGAUUGGCAAACUACCAGUGGUAAGAAACGUUAUGGUCAAUGUACUCGUUAUUUAAGUAGUUUGAAGAUCGGUGAUUCUGUUACUGUCUCGAUCAAGCCUUCCGUCAUGAAAUUGCCUCCUCUUGACUCUCAGCCUGUAAUCAUGGCUGGUUUGGGUACUGGUAUGGCCCCUUUCCGUGCUUUUAUUCAAGAACGUUAUUUAGCCAAAGCUACUGGUAAGGAAGUCGGUCCCGUCGUUCUUUACUUUGGUUCUCGUCAUCGUUCCAUGGAAUACCUUUAUGGUGAGGAAUUGGAAGCUUACCAUGCCGAUGGUGUCUUGUCUCACAUGGGUCUUGCUUUCUCUCGUGACCAGAAGGAAAAGAUAUACAUUCAACACAAGAUGAAGGAAGAUGCAAAGAUGUUGAGUGAUUACUUGUUGAAGCAGAAUGGUCACUUCUAUCUCUGUGGCCCAACCUGGCCGGUGCCUGACGUCAAGGACGCUAUUGUUUACGGUCUCACUCAAAAUGAUGAUGUGGAUGUUGCUAAGGCCAAUGCUCUUAUUGAAGAAUGGAAAGAAAAAGAAUCUUAUGUACUCGAGGUUUAUUAG
Molecule: messenger RNA, 3417 nt
Organism: Mycotypha africana
Lineage: Eukaryota; Fungi; Mucoromycota; Mucoromycetes; Mucorales; Mycotyphaceae
Exons: 1
Coding region: 1-3417 (1138 amino acids)
Cellular component (GO): cytosol
Molecular function (GO): sulfite reductase (NADPH) activity; FMN binding; flavin adenine dinucleotide binding
Source: RefSeq, a predicted model, not a curated record